CAAAUAUCAAAUUAAAACCAAUAACCUAGAUAUUUAUUUGCUCAAAAUGCCUUAAAUAUCCAGUGAUUUAAUUUUGUAUGUUCCAAAUUGCAGUCCUUUAAAAAUGUCCUCGACAUCGAAAACCUCCCUGAGUGCACCGAAACAAAGUUUCGGCCUGUACAAGACCGUAAUUAGCAAAUUAAAUUUAGCCAAAGAGAAGCUUUUACCGGUCAUUAACAGAAUAUUGAAAACUGCUUCGGUGAAUUCUUCUCGAUUGCCAUACCAGUCAGUCAAGUCUUACUAUCUAACGAUGGAGCAAUACAAACAAGCCGUUUGGGCGGCGGACGUGUUAAAAGAGGUGGCGGAAAUUCUAAAAUUCAACAAAAUUAAAGAGCCCAAGUGCAUCAAAUUGCAAUCAGUUGAUUUCGAUGUGGCGAAAGUUAAAGUCAAUAAAUUGGGUAAGGUGUACGUCGAUACCCCGAUUCUCGUGCAGCUCAUCGAUUUGCAUAACAUGCUAGGAGAUGCUAUUAAAUACAUCAAAAAUAUACCAGCAGAAAUGUAUAAAAUUCCCAAGAAAUCUCCAACAAGUAAAACUUCUUCGGAAAAUUCUUGUAUAAGCAUGAGUAUCAAACAAAAAGCACAAGUUGAAAGAAUUACUAAAGAAAUCUUGACGUCCUUAACAAUGCCUCUGAAAACAAACUUUUUAGUUAUGGCUGCUAAUUCGAUUCACAAGACCCAAAUACCGAAUGUACUGGAUGAAAAAUCGGCUUCGGAAAUUAACCUUCCUCCACCUACGAUAGUUCAAGUGAGACACUGCAAAUCUUUGGGUUCUAUUUUUAGCACUAAACAAUCAAAGGUGGAUGCGGUAGGAGCUCGAAAAAUUAUAAUAAGAUGCCUAGCGGACUUGGAGAGAGUGAAGGAAUAUUUCGAGGAGUGUCCUUGCGGCUCGAAAACGCCUUCUGCGACGAGUUGCAAUAAACCCCCGUGCGAAGAAGAGCCCUGCUUGUGCCCCGAAGAAGCGGAAGAAGCAGGAGCGCCGCUGCAUUUCGUUUGGAAAGACGAUGGCGAAAACGGCAGCAAAGUCGUGAUUUGCAUAAAAGGUAAAACCGAGGACGAAGGCGACAUCCACGUGGUAAUCCGCCCGUGCCCGGAAUGCUCGCCGUGUCCGAACAAAAAGAGCAACCAACGCUUCGACAUAUCCAUAGAGAACGUGAACAAGCCGCGACGCAGCAAGAUAUCAUUCAAAGUAUCGAGCGAUAAGCUCUUGUGCGGCGAUCAAUCGCGAAACGACGCCAUCAACGUCGUCUUCGAUCCCGACGAGCCGUCGAAAUCGGUCGUCGAAGGACCGCAAAUACGGUUGCGCGAAACUAUCAAUUUAAACCUGCAAAACGACGAGGGACAAGAUUUAGUUAUUUCGCUUUGCGUUAAACCCAAAUGUCCCCCGAAACCGGCCUGUUCUAGUUUGGAUUUGGAGGACUUGUUCAGCGAUUGUUGUUGCAGCAAAAAACCCCGUAUACAUGUAGUUGAGAGACUGACGCCUUUAUCCCGUACGAAAGUUUGCUCUUCAAUGGAGUUCGACGUAGGUUUAGUCGUGUCCAAAUUGAACACGCUAGGCGUACAACAUCCCGAUAGGUGCAUCCGGAAACGGCUCAACGACUUCGGCGUGAACAACAUCCUUCUGUGGGUGAACAACAAUCGAAUUGUUUUCGCUAUUUUAAUGUAUUAUUUGUACACCAGAGCAAGCCGGCCGGUGAAGUGCGGACGCAAAGCCAUUUUAAACGAGCCGCAGAAGAAGACUCUGCCGUACUCGGCGAGUUUGAGGUCCCUGCCUUUGGACAAUGGCGACAUGGCGGUUAUCCAUCAGAGCAUCAACAUGUGUUUGCACAGAAGCAAACAUUCCAGGAUCUUCCCGGACGGACGCGACGAAAUCGAUUGCAAGCGCGUUCGAUUCAAGGUGUAUUUUUUGCACGUUUUGUACCGGAGAAAUUUAUCUGACCUUCGAAAGCGAUUGAUAAACGAGCGGUUGGAGUAUUAUAUUUAUUUAGAGGAUGAUACGAGACGUUGCGAAGGUGCAACGUACGAAGUCAGAUAUUUUGAUGUAGAUAAUUGCGAUCAACCGACUAAAAACGACACACAAACGAAUAGUAAUACAGUUGCUAAAACCUCUACGAUCGCAACUUUGUACAAAAGUAUAGAUUUUUCUAAACGAAAAAAAUUGCAAAUUUCAAUCGAAAAAUCCAAAAUACCAAUUUACACCAAAAUACACCGACGCGGAAUUGAACAAACAACAAUUCCUGAUACGAAAUGUAGCUUAACAACAAUAUACCAAGACUUAUCCAAUAAUCGCAUUGAAGAGAAAGCAAUCGAAGAAAGUAAUAUUUCUAACUGCAGCUCGACCAAUAGCGUUUACGAAGAAACCAGCUGUGAUCUCGCAAAUAUAAUUUACAAAUCAAGCUCUAAUAAUCUCGUUAUAAACACAACUAAAAGCAUCGACAGCAGAGGCGAUGUUUCCGAUAAUUUGCGGCUAAUAGUAAACGCAGUCGAGCGAAGCGAAGGAGACUCUGGGCUUUUCCGAAAGAUUUAUCAAUUGGAAAACGAAAAUUGCGCGAAGGAAACCGAAGGAAAAUCAAUGAUCGUUAUCAAGCCGGUCAGUCAAAGUCAGAAUAGUUUCGAUUUGAACAAUUCGCUUUUCAAAACGGACAAGAAGCCGAGGAAAUCGAAGAAAAAGACGAAGAAAAUCGAAUUUUACAAGACUAGCAGUCUCUCGCAAUUGCUCGUUGGUAAAACACUUCCCAGAAAAAUCACGUUUUUAAAUUUCCAAGACUUCUUCAAGAACACCCUGCAAAGUCCACAGAGCGACGAUCACGCAGAUUUAAAUUUGGCUUUGUCUUCAACGCGGUUUAAAAGAGACCCGAACCUCGGCAGGACCUUGUCGAAAGUGAUAGUCAAUAAUUUCUCGAAUUUUUUGUACGAAUCGUUGAUAAGAGAUAUGUCCACCGAGACGAAAUUGGAAAUAUUGAGCAAAAUCGACGAGUUUUUGGGCAAGUAUUGCAAACUCCAAGCCAAAACUAUCAAGUCCCAAGGUAGGAGAAUUAAAAGUAGGUUUUGCUCCUAAUGGGAUGUUGUUUCGCCUCUAUCAGUAUUAAUGAAAAUAUUUGAUAUAAAAAAAAUUGUGAGUGUACUUUUUUUGGGAAUAAAUUCC
This is a messenger RNA of Phyllotreta striolata, 3181 nucleotides long. The record is from the annotation of a GenBank genome assembly. Lineage: Eukaryota; Metazoa; Arthropoda; Insecta; Coleoptera; Chrysomelidae.